Molecule: messenger RNA, 3242 nt
Organism: Monodelphis domestica (gray short-tailed opossum)
Lineage: Eukaryota; Metazoa; Chordata; Mammalia; Didelphimorphia; Didelphidae
Gene: PREPL
Product: prolyl endopeptidase like
Biological process (GO): proteolysis
Cellular component (GO): cytoskeleton; Golgi apparatus
Molecular function (GO): serine-type endopeptidase activity
Source: RefSeq, a predicted model, not a curated record
CUGGCCCUUAGCCCUUCGCCGCAGCCGUCCUGAUGGGGAGGCCGCCUUCCUACAUCCAGACCCUCCAGAAGCCUUCCUGUUUGAAAAAAGGUCACUGAGGAAAUUAUUAAGCACCUAUUUGGUGCCAGAGGCUUGAGAGGCAUAACUGUUCCAGUAUAAUUUCCACGAGAUCUUAGCCUGAGAGAAUUGACUUUGCAAAAAGAGACAUAUCCAUCAAGAAAGAAGAGUAUAUCCUAAGAGAGUUGUUGACCUUCCAAAACUGACAUAUUUUUAGACCUCUGAACCUAUUUACAAAAGCUGUUUAAAAUACAGUAUUUUAUUCUUUACUUAUAGGAUUCUGGUACUUUAGGAAGUGAAUUAAGAACUGCUGACCUUAAAUGUUUUGCAAAUUCACUAGAAUUACACUGUAAGAACAUUCAUGUCUUGGAAAUACUUGGAAAUACUUGGAAAAGUCAGAACAAAAAAAGAACUUUGACACUAUGCAUCAGAAAGCCAAAUUCUUCCUCCAAACUCUGAGGUUUGGUAUUGCUCGCCAUGGAAAAUACACGCAACAGCAGCAUGAUCACCAACAGUUCAUUGACUGUUGUCCUUGGAUAAAAGUGAGAAAAUAUCACAACUUUAAGUGUUUGCAAAAUAAAUGCAAGAAAUCUAUAUCAGCAAGAACCAUCACAAGCCGGAGAUUCUCCUAUAUGGACCUUCUGAAUAUGGAACAAGAGAACACAAAAUCUCUUUUAAUAAAUUACUUGGACUCAAUGGAAAAAUUCAAGAAGAAAAUAGAAGCAUCUUAUGACAAAUACUCACUCAUUAUGGACAACUUAGAGAUUCAAUUUGGUGAUUUUCUUUACUAUGAAGAAAAUGGUUGCAUACAACGUUUAAAACUUGGAGAUGGUAUUAACAGUUGUGAAGUUUUAGUCCGUUUGGAAGAGCUUUCAUUAUAUAAUGCCUUUGUUGAACGUAUCAGGAUUUCUCCAGGGGAGGAGUACAUGGCAGCCAGCAUAAAAACCUCAUAUUCUGAAGAUUCUACGUGUGUAAUUGUUAAGCUUGGCAAGUAUCCAGAAGUAGAGGACUUCAUUCCCAAUGUGUUCAGUUUUGAAUGGGCUACAGAUGGCAUUUUAUUCUACACUUGCCAGAAGAACCUUCGGUGUUGUAAUGUAUUUCGGACUAGCUUUGGAAAUAAAAAACAUACCGAAUGCAUCUACACAGAACAAGACCCAAGAUUUUUUGUGGACCUUCAUUGUACAAGCGACAAGUGCUUCCUCACCAUAAAUAGUAACAGCAAGACUACUUCUGAAGUAUGGUUGGUGGAUUGUCAUCAGCCUUGGAAUCUACCAGUCCUUGUCCAAAAGAGAAAUUCUGGGAUUAUGUACCAUAUUGAGCAUAGAAAUAAUGAGUUAUAUAUUCUCACAAAUUUUGGAGAACCUGCAGAAUACAAGUUAAUGAAGACUUCAAUAAAUUCCUGUAGUAUGAAGAAUUGGCAACUGAUUUAUACAUUGAAGAGGAAAACCAAACUUAUUGACUUGGUGAUGUUCAAGGAUCACUGUGUUAUAUUUCUAAAGUACUGCAAUCAACUUUAUCUCAAUAUAAUUUCCUUAAAUGAUCAUUCCAUUCAGUCUCUUAAGCUCCCUGUGUGGGCCUGUGCAUGCCAGCUGGACACCCAGCCAGAAGACAGCAGUAGCAGUGCCUGCUCUUUUCAGCUCUCCUCUCCUGUGCAUCCUCCAAGACAAUUUAUAUAUAAUUUAGUAAAUGGCAGUCUCUACAAGCAAGCUGAGCAAGAAGAACCCAUCAUAACAGAUUGUCACAUGGCACGUUUAGAAGCAAAAAGCAAGGAUGGAACUUUAGUGCCAGUGACAAUAUUCUAUAAAAAAAAUUCUGAGAGCUUACAGAAAAGACCUCUUCUUAUCCACGUAUAUGGGGCUUACGGGGUAGAUCUAAACAUGAAUUUCAAAGCUGAAAAUCAAGUGUUAAUUGAAGAUGGAUGGAUAUUAGCAUAUUGCCAUGUUAGAGGUGGAGGUGAAUUAGGCCUUAGUUGGCAUGCUGGCGGCUGUCUGAACAAUAAGCUCAAUGGCCUUGCUGACUUAGAGGCUUGUAUAGAGUUCCUUCACAAUCUUGGAUUUUCUGAACCUGUGUUUACAGCCCUUACAGCUUAUAGUGCAGGAGGUAUACUAGCGGGAGCAUUGUGUAAUGCCAACCCCAGGCUCAUCAGGGCUGUAGUUCUACAGGCACCUUUUCUGGACAUUCUCAAUACCAUGCUAGACCCACAGCUUCCUCUGACCAUAGAAGAACUAGAAGAGUGGGGAGACCCUUCAUCUGAUAACAGAUAUAUGGACUACAUAAAAAGUUACUGCCCUUACCAGAACAUCAGGCCACAGACUUAUCCUUCAAUUAUAAUCACAGCCUAUGAAAAUGAUCAACGUAUACCUGUAGAGGGAAUAUUAAAAUAUACUCAGAGACUCAGAAAAGUUAUCACAGAUCAAAGACACAGCAGAGGAAGAAAGAUGCCUAAUAUUAUUUUAGAUGUUCAGGCUGGAGGAAACCAUGCUGCAGCUUCUUGGGAGGACUUAGUAACUGAGGUUGCCAAACAUCUUGCUUUUCUGUACAAGGAGCUUGGACUUGGUGACACUGGUCCCCCCAACUAACAACCAUUUGAAAUGCUGAAAUAUGUCUCAUGCAGCAGCAUUGCGUGUUCCAGAAAUGUAGGGAUAAAUUACAAUCUCACACUAUUUAGGGGUCAGCAGAGCUCAGUAAGUCAGUUUGUGGCAUUCUUUGGAAUUCUUUCAGCCAUCAAAGCCUUGUCUCUGCCUAGACCAGUAUUUCACACUCCCUGUCCACUGUUGUCCAGAAGCACCCAUGCCCAGCUCUCUCUGUCUUCAGCUCUCGUCUCCUUUCUUAGAGGUGGUCUUAUACUAGAUCGGUGGUUCUCAACCUUUCUAAUGCCGUGACCCCGCAAUACAGUUCCUCAUGUUGCGGUGACCCCAAACCAAACAAUUAUUUUGGUGGCUACUUCAGAAUUGUAAUUUUGCUACAGUUAUGAUUCGGAAUGUAAAUACCUGAUAUGCAUUAUGCGUUCUCAUUGCUACAAAGUGAGAAGUUGAGAACCGCUGUUCUAGAGGAAGGUGGCAAAGGCAGGCUGAGAAAGAGGAAAGGUUGGGGGUUCAUUGGUUGGUUGGUUGGUUUCUGUGCCUUUAGGCAAUUGGAACAAAAUAAAAUUCUUCACGUUGAAAUUAAUAAAGUAAUGAAAACAA